Molecule: messenger RNA, 1884 nt
Organism: Lepisosteus oculatus (spotted gar)
Lineage: Eukaryota; Metazoa; Chordata; Actinopteri; Semionotiformes; Lepisosteidae
Gene: ppil4
Product: peptidylprolyl isomerase (cyclophilin)-like 4
Biological process (GO): protein peptidyl-prolyl isomerization
Cellular component (GO): nucleus
Molecular function (GO): RNA binding; peptidyl-prolyl cis-trans isomerase activity
Source: RefSeq, a predicted model, not a curated record
UUUUGAUGACGUAAAGUCCGGUAAUAAGCGCUUCUGAGCAUGGCUGUACUAUUAGAAACAACUUUAGGGGAUAUCGUCCUUGAUCUGUACACAGAAGAAAGGCCCAGGGCUUCCUUAAACUUCUUGAAAUUAUGCAGAAUCAAAUAUUACAACUACUGCCUCUUUCACAAUGUACAGAGGGAUUUCAUCGUCCAGACUGGAGAUCCAACUGGCACAGGCCGUGGGGGUGACUCGGUUUUCAGUAAGCUGUACGGGGACCAGGCCCGGUUUUUCGAGAUGGAGAAGGCUCCCCGGAUCAAACACAGGAAGAAGGGGACAGUUUCCAUGGUGAACAACGGUAGCGAGCAGCAUGGCUCUCAGUUCCUUAUUACCACUGGGGAGAACCUGGACUACCUGGAUGGAGUGCACACGGUGUUUGGAGAAGUGACAGAAGGUAUGGAUGUGCUGAUGAAGAUCAAUGAAGCCUUUGUCGAUAAAGACUUCAUCCCUUACCAGGACAUCAGAAUAAACCACACGGUGAUUCUGGAUGAUCCCUUCGACGAUCCCCCUGGUCUGCCAAUUCCCGAUCGCUCCCCCGAACCAACCAAGGAGCAGCUGGAUAGCGGUAGAAUUGGAGCAGAUGAAGACAUCGACGAUGGCCAGGGAAAGUGUGCAGAGGAACUGGACGAGCAGCUCAAAGAGAAGGAGGCUAAAACCCAGGCCAUCCUUCUGGAGAUGGUGGGCGACCUGCCUGAUGCUGAAAUUAAACCACCUGAAAACGUCCUGUUUGUGUGUAAACUCAACCCAGUGACGACGGAUGAAGAUCUUGAAAUCAUAUUCUCUCGCUUUGGAUCCAUCAAGAGUUGUGAGAUUAUUAAGGACUGGAAAACGGGAGAAUCGCUGUGCUAUGCGUUCAUUGAAUUCGAAAAGGAAGAAGACUGUGAGAAGGCCUUUUUUAAGAUGGACAAUGUGCUGAUUGACGAUCGGAGAAUCCAUGUGGAUUUUAGCCAGUCUGUUGCAAAGAUUAAAUGGAAAGGAAAAGGUGGGAAGUACACUAAAGAUGAUUUCAAGGCUUAUGAGAAAGAUCUUGACAGCCGUUCCAAACUGGCGUUGAAAGACAAAGUAAAACCCAGACAAGACUCCAGGUAUGAACUCCUUCUGGGCGACGAGGAAGAAGAGCCAGCAGCAAGCCAUCAGCAUUCUGGGAAAAAGCACAAAGAGAAGAGGCACCACUACUCUGAUGAGGAGGAUAGCAGGAAGUCAAAGAAGGCAAAGGACAGCACGGAGGACCCGCACAGAGAGCGGGGGAGGGGCGGGAGGAAGGCCGACAGGCAGCGCUCCCACUCCCGAUCCCGAUCCCGCUCCCGCUCCCGGUCCCCGGACAGGGAGAGGCACAGAGACCGGCACCACAAGCAGGGCAAGGCCAGGGAGAAGCACCGGCAGGAGGACAGGGACCGCAGGGAUCGCAGCAGGAGCCCCAGGAAGUCCCGAGACAAGGACCGCAGCCGCCACAGAUGAGGAGCGCGGUGCCCAGAACACCCCUCUCUCGCCUUCUGUUCUUUUCAUCGUCGUCUUUUUUUGUGAGCUUUUUUUCCUCCCAGUACUGUGAGGGGGUCGGCACUAAGUCAGGCCAGCGGCUUCUGCGGCCCUUCGGGGUUCACCUGGAGCCUUCAGCAGGUGCGUCUCCAGCUUCUUUUAUUUUUCCCCCGGGUGUGACGAAGUAGAGCACACUUCCCGUUCGGUGAUAUCCCUUCCUCGAACAUCAUCUGCCAAACUUCAUGGUGCGAUUUGUACUCUAAUUUCAAUUACCAUUCUCUUAUAACAGUACUGGCAAGCUCUGUAUGUUUGUUUUCAGUUUUAAUUUUUUGUUUUCUACAAUUGUGAAUUAAAAUAAUUGCCUUUUGU